AUGGCGUCGACCCCCCUAAGCCCCAUCGCCAGCCUCCUGGCGUCCUGGACCGCAUCUCAAGAAGCCAUCAACAUUGAGCUGUCGCUCUCGUCCGAGCCCGUGAAAUGGACAAAAGGCCAAGUCGAAGCGCAGUUCAAAGCCCUCAGCACCAAAGUCCCGCCGAUAUCGUGUCCGCGCCUGCCCGCUCCACGCAUCCCCAACGCCAUCACGCAGAUCAACUACGCGCGCAACAACCCGCCGGCAAUGCAGCACUACCUCACCCAUGAAGCCGCCUGGCUCGCUCGCCGCAUGCUCUUCCAGGCCGGCUACCAGUCGCGCACCCAGUACACGACACAGGAGCUCUACUAUUUCGCCGAAGAAGGCGACGCCAUUGUGCGCGUCAACGGCAGGCCCUUGACCGAUGUGGAAAGGUGGCAGCUGGAACACGCGCCCGAGACACUGGCCCUCGACGACUGCCAGCCCGCAGAUCUGAAAAUGAGAGUGGGAAUUGCAAUGGUGAUUCCCGCUUGGACCGUCUACUGCAUCGUCGUUGGGACUAAGGAUACGCUGGUUACAACGGGUGGCCUGGUGCCGCGUCGACGGUAUGCUGUUCAUUCCACAUUGAACCUGGAUAUUGUUAUUGGCCUGGUAACGUUGGAUCCACUGGAAGAAUAG
Molecule: messenger RNA, 654 nt
Organism: Exserohilum turcica Et28A
Lineage: Eukaryota; Fungi; Ascomycota; Dothideomycetes; Pleosporales; Pleosporaceae
Exons: 2
Coding region: 1-654 (217 amino acids)
Source: RefSeq, a predicted model, not a curated record